AUGAUUAUAGCAUGUGCAGCAGGCAAUGAAGAAGAACGCCAACACAAAGGUCAUCAAUUUGUGCCACAUUAUAAACUUCAAAUUGCUCAGAACAAGAUUUUCAGCAAAUUAUUGCCCUUUCAGCGGGACCUAUUCGAGCACAUCCUGAAGAAGAUACGAGAAAUCUGCCUCGUCCGUCUAUCUGGCGCCGGCGCACCAAUCCUAUGCCGUGGUACCCUUCGCACUCCAUCUUAUACCAAUGUGGCGUCGGUGCAUCAAUGCGACGCCGUGGGAGCCAUUUCACCUCACUUGCUACCUUCCGGCGUCUGCGACCCAAUCCGACGUCGUGGGACUCGUCCCAUUCCACUUGGUAGUUUCCUUGCGUCGGCGCACAAAUUCGACGCCAUAGGAGCCAUUUCACCUCACUUGCUACCUUCCGGCGUCUGCGACCCAAUCCGACGUCGUGGGACUCGUCCCAUUCCACUUGGUAGUUUCCUUGCGUCGGCGCACAAAUUCGACGCCAUGGGAGCCGUUUCACCCCCACUCGCUAGCUUUUGGGGUCGACGCAUCAAUACGACGCCGUGA
This is a messenger RNA of Necator americanus (New World hookworm), 564 nucleotides long. RefSeq lists its product as uncharacterized. The coding region runs from base 1 to 564 and encodes 187 amino acids. Lineage: Eukaryota; Metazoa; Nematoda; Chromadorea; Rhabditida; Ancylostomatidae. The record is from RefSeq and is a predicted model, not a curated record. The transcript has a single exon.